CGGCUAUAGUGGAAACAACGACUCGCUGGCCUUCCGGCUUCUUCGAAAGUUUCGUGUUCCUAAUGCCUAGCUUUCUUGCGCGAUUCUUGGGUCUUUCCUUCAGAACCGAACGUUUGAUAAUGAAUAUCAUAGGAUUAAUUAACAGCACGCUCGAUUGGAGCCCUCUUAAAUGGACGAACGAACUCGAACAAAUACAAAAUAUAUCUCUGUCGUAUAGCACGCUUAUUCUUAGCACUAUUGGCGAGGACAGGAUCAAAUCUGUUUUAUCAUGGAUCGUAAUCAUACGAAUAAUUAUCGCCCACAUCUACACGUUCACCUACUUGACGAAUAUUUAUCCAAUAAUCACGUGGAGCCGACCUUGUUUAUUAUUACCAUGGUUGAUCCUUAGUUUUUUCAAAAAUGUAGUACUAGAGGUGAUCGUACUUGCUGUUUGUCUUUUGUAUUGGUACGACAAGAGGUUCUCUCUCGCCAUAUUCUUGGAGUUCAUAAUCGUUAAACUUGUACCUUUAAUUCUCGCCUCGUACAAUUGGUAUUCCAAUUCCUGUCUCUUCUUAGAACUACGAUACGCGGAGAAAUUAAGGAAGUUAAAAAGGACCUUAAAAAGUGACACAAACUUCGUUACCAAUCGCUUAUGCAUGAAAAUCGCCGAUUCGAAAUACAGAACCAGAUCGUUGACCACCUUGCUAUCGUACGAAAGUUACGACACUUUUAAUUCGCAGGAUACUAUUUCACGAAUCCUCGAUGAUAACGAUUUAACACCAGCAGAGAAAACGAUAAUGAUCCUUGGUAUCACUGAACAAGAUAUUAUCGAUGCCCGUGCUGGUAAAAAAGAAAGAGAAGAUUAUAAAAGGCUGACCGAAGUGGACGAUAAACUUUUCAAAGCAAGGAAAUUCGCAUUGAAAAAAUUUUAUAUGUUAACCAAGGAUUAUGAAGAUCAGGAGUCUUUCUUCAGGCCAAAUAAUGAGGAGCUGGUUGAAGAUUCACUUGUGAUCGAAGAAGUUCCAUUGCCAUCAGAGGCCCCAACGGAAACCAUCGUCGAAACUCUACCGGAAGUAACAGAAAAUCCUAUUGAGAGAUCAGAGUUGAAUAAUUCAGGAAAAGUAGAUGAACUAAAAUUGAAUAAUCCAGGAGAAAUAGAUACACGAAAAUUGAAUAAUCCAGGAAAAGUAGAUGAACCAAAAUUGAAUAAUUCAAAAAAAGUAGAUGAACCAAAGUUGAAUAAUUCAGGAGAAAUAAAUACACUAAAAUUGGAUAAUCCAAUAAAAGUAGAUGAACCAAAAUUAAAUAAUUCAGGAAAAAUAGAUACACCAAAAUUGGAUAAUCCAAUAAAAGUAGAUGCAACAGAACCUUCAUCUAAUGAGGAAAAAGAAGAAAUUAACAGUUUACAAAAAAACGAAACGAAGCAGAAUGAAAAAUGUUCGUUUUCCUCGAAAGAUGUCGAAGCAAACAGUUCUUCUACACAAAAAAGAAACUGUCCACGGCUAAGCAACAUGAAACCAGAAACGAAAAACGUAGAAAAUGAUUGCAAUCUUAUAAAGUUUCAAUCUUUGUUCAAUUGUGACUGUUCGGUGGACGACAAUGUUUUCAAAGAUGGAAGAGCACACUGUUGUUUGCCUGAUAACUUUAUGUUGAAAACUUCUACUCCAAAUGAAAGUCGAGAUACAGGAAGAAUAAAAGAAAAUUUAGAAUCAGACGAUCUUAUGAAUCAGAAUGAUGGUGCUCUGAUGCUGAAAAAUUUAUUGAAAAAUGAUCUGCAAUCGUCGAUGAAUCUCGGAAAUGAGGUAAAUUCAAAAGAAUCGAUUUUAGAAGAGAAACUGAAGGAAGAAGUUCAAGUUCCAAAUGAAAGUCUAUUGAUAAAUUACGCGAAAAUAUUGGAACAUGAGAAUUUAAAACAAGAAGUUCGAGAAAUAACGGAUGCUGUAAAGCGUUUAUUCAUCAGUUUUAAUGAAGAUCCUUGUUUAAAAGGAUCGUAUAUAGAUGAGAAAUCAAUUGAACGAACUAAGGAUAAAAAUCGGUGUGGUCCAGAUCAAAAUAUUUCAAUUGGAGUGCAAAAUCUUUCAGAAGUGGUAAAGGAUAUGAAGAUUGCAAAUCCGGUGGAAAAUUAUGAAAUGUUAACAACAAUUGAUUUGGAAAAAAGUAAGGUGAAACUGAAGAGUGCAAACGAAGUACUAAAGUCGAUGAUUCCAAUAAAAUCUCCUGUUCUCACUGACAUAAAUUCAACCGAGAAGAAUAAUUCCUACAAACCAGAAGUCAGGGAAAAUAGAUUAAGGGUAAAUAUACCGGAAUAUUCGUUCGGUGAUACGAACAUUCCGAGGUUCUACAAAGAUUCUAUGAAGGUGUUCGAUGGUUGCUAUGAACAGGAUUUCGCCAACAAUUCCGAAUUGCAAUGUGUACUUCAGCAAUUAGAAAAGAAGAAGUGGAAUCCGUUUGAUGGUCAAUCGAACCUCGAGACUCUCUUACAACAGGACGAUGAAAUUAAUCAAAGUACUGUUCGAGCAUUGAGAAACGUUUCUUCGCCAGUAAAGGAUUGCGAAAAGACAAAUAGAUUCAAGAGCACAGUACACGUAUCUUCAGUGAAUACCUUCCACUCUGAAAACCUAACGUCCCAAAAGACUCAAGUGACCGAACGAUCUCUGGAGAAAAUUCCCAAAAAACUAUGUAAAUUCAGCCCGACAAAUCCGAUAAAGAACUCUUACACUCAGACAGACUCUGUUAAUUCUUCAUCGAAAAUCAACAUCAUCACAGACUCGAAGAACCGUAAGAAAAUUACCUUGAAACGUAAAUACUUGAAGGAUCAAAGUAGCAUCUCGUCCAUGAAUGAUCAUCAGAAUAAUAAAAUAAAAACACGAUAUUUUGCAAACUCUCAGAGUGAUAAAGUAAUAAAACAGUCUAACCAGUCGAAAUCGUCGUUAUCUUCGUCAGACAAAAGCGUGUGUGAAUGUAAGAUGCAGCAAUUGGAAGCUAAAUGUUCGCCAUCUUUAGAGUCCAGGAGAGAGGAUCGUCGAAAAAGUAGUUCUAAACCUAAAGUGGACACUUUUGACACGGUGAACUUGGCCCAGGUGGCUCGCCCUUCGAAUUUCAAUGGCUCUGCAAAUAAAAGGAAACCACCUAUUUGUCCUAAGAAAGUUAAGAAAGAGUUGUCAUCGAGUAUGCUUCCAAAGAUAACUCCUAUGAUUAGGAAGCUGCAGGAGACGAAGAAGCCGAAGACUAAGAGCCGGGUAGAAUCUUCGAAUGACAAAGAAAUGAGAGCCUUGAAGGCUUACAACGAGGUCACUUUGGUAAUGGACAAGAAACAGUUGGAUGCAAAGAGGAAGAUACCUCCGAGUAAAACCACCUUAAACGUGCUUCAUGAAGAGUCUAAGCACCGACUGCGUCCCAGGAAGAGUAACUCUAAGAAGAAACUCGGUGUAGAUAAAAAAUUGAUAUCUGAAGAGUACCUGAACAAAGAGAAUCUAUCUGCUGAUGCAUCGGUGGAUCUUAAACCAUCGUCUGUUGCCACCUCGUCAAAGGUGGUCAAUGAAAGUGGCAAGGUCCUUCAACUUUCUAACGAAGUAUACACCUGCUCGAAGUUGCAGCAGGGUCACACCAAGAUGAACAGGGUUACAGAUAAGAUUUUGGAUAGAUUGUUCAGUAUCGAGAAGCACAGUCUGAGGAAGAGUUCAGCUGAAACAGAUACCAGGAAACAACUGAGCAAGUACAGUAAACCUAAGCAGAUGGGUGACGAAGAGGUUGUCUCAGCCUCGUCGAGUAAGAAGUUGGAAGGCAUGCAAAACGGUCGCGAGCUGGAAAGAACACAGGCCAAGGAGGACAUAAGAGAUGAAUUUAAAUACCUGACUAAUUCAUCCGGAGUACAGCCGUUGAUCGAAUCUGGCAAAGGUACUAAGGAUUCCAAACCUCAGCAAGAUAGUUUGUUGUUGACGAUAAAGUCCAGUGUGAACCAGGACGUAGUGUCUACGUGGUCUUCAAGUACCAUCAGCCAAUUGGAGGAAACCCAGGAAGCUGAAAAAGAUGAUUUACCUGUUAUGAAUCAACCUCAGGCAAUCUUGGAUCCUGAAGAUUCCACAAAAGACCCAACAGAAGUACCCAAAGUCCAUGAAGAAUCAUUACCACUGAAACAGAAUGAAAUUAGAUCAGUACCUGAAGAAAUCAACAGCAAUACAACUAAUUUGCAAAACAACGAUGGUACCAGAAGAACAACCAAUUACACAGACUUCACCAGGAACAUCGACGUGAGCUACCUGGUUCACGGCGUCGUUUUGAGCAACCAAAAUACACCUAAAAGUAAAAACCCACGUCAACGUGACAUCGUUGACGAUGCCACUUCAAGGUUACUUCACACCGCGUUCUCCUAUCAAUCCAUGGACUCCGUUUUGGACUUCGCCGCAGACACGUUGAACGUAAACAACAUCAUGAACGAAACACACUUAGAUCCAUUAGACGACGGUUUCGUUCAACUAAGCAACGAUGUCGUUGACGAACUUCCGCUGAUCUCCCACGAUCACGGCAACCUCGAAGAAGCUAUCCCGGCUAUUUUUCGCGAGUCUCAAGAUUUCGACGAGCAAGCAGAAAAUUGUGACUUGCUCAUCACCACCGUAGACGAGGAACACUCGAAUGACGUUUUCUCGAUCGUUGGUCAGUUCCUGAGGAACUUGAACAUCGGUAAUAUCACUUUGGACAACGUCGAUGAUCCUGGAUUAAGUGUUCUUCAGGAUCUUCUCAGAGGGGACGAUGGCGAAGAGAAUGAUACGAUUGAAGAAGAGAAUGAUACGACUGAAGAAGAGAGCGAGGAAGAUUUAGAAGAUGAUCAAACGUUGAGAUUCAUCAAGGAGGAUGUUUUCACGGAUAUCAAGUUUCCUAUUGUUAUUAACUGGUCAGAUUCUUUGAUUGCUUCGGACGUGGAUCACGAAGAACUGAAUCCAAUGAUCAGAGAUGCAGGAAUUAGACCCACUGGAUUGUUGUGCUUGAGUGGACCAGAAGAAGAAAAGCUGAAAGAUGUAAAGUUAGAAUGUGAAGAGACGAAGAAUGUCGAACAGUCGGUUUUCUUCGCGAAGCUGGAAUAUUCGUCCGGGUCUGGAAAGCUGAAACACGAGGAAAAGAAUGUUUAUUUAGAGGAGGAAUCUGAAAAGGAGAUCGAAGAAGAUUUUGGUAAAUCUAAAAGCAUUUCUUCGGACGAAGCUGCAUAUGGAAUGUAUCGAACAAUCAAAUAUUUUGAAUCAGAAGAGACAGCAAGCGAGACAGAGAGUGAAGAAAAUGUGAAAUUUGAAGAAGAAGAAACAAUUGUAAACGAAGAAGGAGCUAUGUUAGGAAAUGUUGAAGAAAUUAUCAAGGGUUUUCAAUUGUUCAAUAUCAAUGACACGAUAUUAAUGGAAGAGAGCAUGGAAUUAGAAGAAACCGAAUUACCUGAUAGAAAUGCCCAGCCAAUUGAUUUCAAAGACGAAGAAGAAAAAAUAAUACUAAUUGAAAAAAUCGAAGAAUUAGAAGACACUGAAGAAAGUAACGAAAUUGAAAAUAUAACGUACAUUCAGAACAAUCAAGACGACGAAGAGGAGGAGAUCACUGUGUUAGAGAGAGUAUCUCCAUUAACCAUAUUUUUAUUCUGGAUGAUAGGAUGCUUGUUUUACGUUCAAUUUUGGUGCCGAAAAAUAUUCUCAGCUGAAAUUUCAAGCUCUACGUCAACUUUGAACCCAUUCGAAAUUCACGCGGCACCGGUAUCGACCAUGAAGCUCCUUGAAAAAAUUGAAGAAAAAGAAGAAGAAGAAGACGAUUCGCUAAAAGAAAUCGUGAACUUUGAUAUGGAAGCAGACUUCAGAAUGCGGGAACAAUAUUCUUCAAAUAUUAUAGAGUUUACAAAUGAUUCAGAAGAGAUCGAGAAAGAAGUUGAAGAAGCGAUGUUGUCCCUAAGCGAGCACAUCUCAAAAAACGUUAAAAUUCCGUCGUUCUUAAACUCUGACGAAGAGAAAACUCAGUCGAAUUUAUCUUCGAUUGCAAGUGCAAUCAGAGAUACAGAAACUUCCAGACAAAAUAUCUUUCAAACAACUAAUGAAAGACUUCGCGAAUUCCGCGCAGCUGAAGAAGAAAUCAAAACUUUUAGGUUCGAAGAGGCAGAUGAUUGUAGCUCGACAAAAUCUCUCCUCGAACAUAACGAAGAAACGAAAUUGUCUGUUGAUAAUCAGUUGAAUUAUCCUGAAAUAAAGAUCGAUAAAGAUGGACCGGAUAAGGAAGAAAUUCUAGAAAAUGAUGAGAAAAAGGAAGAAGAGAAGAAGAGAUUAAAAAGUGAAACAACUGUUGAAGAAAUAGUCGAAGAAGCCGAAAGUUCAACAGAAAAGAAGCAAUCGGCAGCUAGAGUUCCUGAACCAAACUUCCAGAAUACGGACAGCUUUGAUUCUACGUACAGUAAAAUUUCAGAUACGUCAAAGCGUACGAUUUCUGAUUUACAUGCAUCAUCAAUGGAAGAAUUUGAAGACAGUUUAAAUAGUUGAAUAUCAUUUCUCGAUUAAUUUCCUUUAACAUUCGUAUUUUAAGUUCAUUCGUGAUACAAAUAUGUCUUUGUUUUCUUCGGUUUGAAAAUGUCUAAUUAACAAGAAAAUAUUGUUUAGUUUUGUUUCAUUUCGUGUUAUAUCCGUGUUUAUCCUUUUUAAGUAAUUUUCACUAUUCGAAUGACGACGAUGAUGAUCUCAUCGUACAUUCACCUUCGAUUCCUCGUUUGAUUGUGAUUUCUGUAUAUGUCGAAUAAAGGAUGUAUUUUAAACAAA
Messenger RNA from Osmia lignaria (orchard mason bee), 6752 nucleotides. RefSeq lists its product as uncharacterized. Lineage: Eukaryota; Metazoa; Arthropoda; Insecta; Hymenoptera; Megachilidae. The record is from RefSeq and is a predicted model, not a curated record.